CUAGAUACCAAGCUACAUAUCCAAGAUACUUGUGGCAUCCACAACCUUCAUGGAAUGCCAGGUUUAAUUGGAGGCAUCGUGGGAGCUGUCACUGCUGCCGCUGCUACAGAAACAGUCUAUGGAAAGAAAGGGCUCAUCAACAUGUUUGACUUCGCCGGAGAAUACCGAGAUCGAACGCCUAGUAUCCAAGGGGGAUUCCAAGCAGCUGGCAUUGCAGUAUCACUAGCUAUGGCUUUUGUAGGAGGAUCUAUUGUAGGUGGCAUUUUGAAACUGCCCUUUUUUGGUGACCCUACAGAUGAAAACUGCUUUGAAGAUAAUGUCUACUGGGAAGUCCCUGGCGAGGAAGAGAGCAACCUUUACUGCAUGCAUGACUCCAAUGCUAAGCCUGUGAUUAACCCUUAACCCGGGACAUCAACAGACAAAGGGGUGAUCAACCUCUGCCUUUGGAAUUCCCCCCCCCCCCACCUUUUUUUUACAGCAGAAUUAAGGAAAUGGAAGAAGGCAAAAAUAUUAUCAUUCAAAUGAAGAGAUUAUUUUUAAACAUGAACUCACACACACAAAAAUAUGCAAACAAAUUAUAAUGAAGUUGAGAAGGGUGAAUCCUCAGAUUCAGAAGCAUCUUGCUAAAACCAAAACAAGUUAUGAAACAACAAUGACAUAGAAUAAGCUAUAAAAUGUUAGAGCUUAUUGACCAAUAAAAAAUGAGUGAGGCAUUCCCCACAGAGCUCUUAAAAUGAAAUAGCUGAAGUUUUAGCAAAAGCAUAUAACUUUCCCUAAAAUUGGCUGUAUUUUAUUUAAUUUAAAGGCCUGGAGAUUAGUUUUUUUUAAAAAAAAAAUAUAAUAAGGAAGGAAGGCAAAAGAAGCUAAAAAUUACAGCUCCCAUUCUAGGUAAAUUUGUGGAAAGCAUUAGGAAAGAUAAAACUACAAGCCAUAUGGAAGAAUGAAUAUGGUGGUUUCUGGGCAGGCAAGUGUCACCUCCCCAAUUUUUAAAGAGUUUUUUAAGGAGUCAACCUGAUCAGUCUUUUAGCUGGAUGCUUUAGCCAACAUCUUCCCUCAGGGAAGCCUUAGUCAACCUACCAAUCAAGGGAGAAGACCAAUCCUUUCAUAGAUGUUGCAAGACUUAGAAAGGGGGAAUGAAUGUAAUGCGAGUUUUGCAAAAGAAGAAUGCCAGAAAAUAAGACCAUCCAUAGGAUCUAUACAGAAAUUGGGGCAUUUU
Messenger RNA from Notechis scutatus (mainland tiger snake), 1216 nucleotides. NCBI's taxonomy places the organism in Eukaryota, Metazoa, Chordata, Lepidosauria, Squamata, Elapidae. The record is from RefSeq and is a predicted model, not a curated record.